Messenger RNA from Acanthosepion pharaonis, 711 nucleotides. The record is from the annotation of a GenBank genome assembly. NCBI's taxonomy places the organism in Eukaryota, Metazoa, Mollusca, Cephalopoda, Sepiida, Sepiidae.
AUGACCUUAUUCCUCAUUUCUCUUCUUCUUCUUCUUUUCUUCUAUCACCUUAUCCCUCGUUUCUCUUCUUCUUCUUCUUCUUUUCUUCUAUCACCUUAUCCUCAUUUCUCUUCUUCUUCUUUUCUUUUCUUCAUCACCUUAUCCCUCAUUUCUCUUCUUCUUCUUCUUCUUCUUCUAUCACCUUAUCCCUCACCUUCCUUCUUCUUUUUCAUCUUCUAUGACCUUAUUCCUCAUUUCUCUUCUUCUUCUUCUUUUUCUUCUAUCACCUUAUCCCUCGUUUCUCUUCUUCUUCUUCUUCUUUUUCUUCUAUCACCUUAUCCCUCGUUUCUCUUCUUCUUCUUCUUCUUUUUCUUCUAUCACCUUAUCCCUCAUUUCUCUUCUUCUUCUUUUUCUUUUUCUUCUAUCACCUUAUCCCUCAUUUCUCUUCUUCUUCUUCUUCUUCUUCUUCUAUCACCUUAUCCCUCACCUUCCUUCUUCUUUUUCAUCUUCUAUGACCUUAUUCCUCAUUUCUCUUCUUCUUCUUCUUUUCUUCUAUCACCUUAUCCUCGUUUCUCUUCUUCUUCUUCUUCUUUUCUUCUAUCACCUUAUCCCUCGUUUCUCUUCUUCUUCUUCUUCUUUUUCUUCUAUCACCUUAUCCCUCAUUUCUCUUCUUCUUCUUUUUCUUCUUCUAUCACCUUAUCCCUCACAUUUCUUCUUCUUCUUCUUCUAUGA